GAUUAUGAAAUUUGGUCACCAAUAGUUUUUUCCAAUAUAAAUUCCCUUUCCAUUCCAUCUAAAAGAAGAAAAAAAAGAAAACCAAUUGAACGACCCAACGGCCAAGAUUGGUUAAGAUUUGUGCUGGUGGGUGGGAAAUGAAAACAGCGUUUUGAUAUUUCCAUUAAUAUACGUGCAGUCAGGUUGUUGCAAGGGGAGGGUGACAGAGAGUUGACUUGACUUACCUGACUCUGCUUUAUUUUCAUCAUCUAAUUUCAUUCUAGAAGUAGAGUUGAUUCACAAUUCACUUCUGUAAGAGAAGCUCUUGAAAAAAUAUGGCGAAUUCCUGUGACGUUGUAAUUUUGGGUGCUUCUGGUUUCACCGGUAAAUAUGUAGUAAGAGAAGCUCUAAAAUUUCUUAACACUUCAACUUCUUCUUCAACAUCUCCACUCAUAACCCUAGGUUUAGCAGGAAGAAACCCUACAAAACUCUCAGAAACACUAAAAUGGGCAUUAUCAAAUUCACAAUUUGAAAACCCAGAUUCAAUUUCAAUCAUCAAAGCUGAUGUUUCAGACCCAUCUUCUCUAAAAGAUCUUUGUAGUAAAACUAAGCUUAUCUUGAACUGUGUUGGUCCUUUUCGUUUAUAUGGAGAACCUGUUGUUUCUGCUUGUGUUGAAGCUGGUUGUGAUUACUUGGAUAUAUGUGGAGAACCUGAAUUUAUGGAGAAAAUGGAAGCAAUGUAUCAUCAGAAAGCAGUGGAGAAUGGGUCUUUGUUGAUUUCUGCGUGUGGAUUUGAUUCAAUUCCAGCUGAAUUGGGGUUCAUGUUUAAUUCUAAGCAAUGGGAGGCACCUGCCGUGCCUAAUCGAGUUGAGGCUUAUUUGAGUUUGGAGUCUGAGAAGAGGAUUGUUGGAAACUUUGGAACCCUAGAAUCUGCUGUUUUGGGUGUUGCUAAUGUGGAUAAGUUGCAGGCAUUGAGGAAGUCCAGACCUAGAAGAGCUAGACCAAUGAUUCCAGGACCCCCUCCUUCUAAAGGACCAUUAAUAGAACACCAGAAAAAUGUUGGCCUUUGGGCAGUAAAGCUACCUUCAGCAGACUCCAUUGUUGUCCGCCGUACACUUUCAGCACUGACAGAAAACCCUCAAGGUCUUGCUGGGGUUAGUGAGAGUGAUGAGCAUAUUGAACAGCGAAAGAAUUUCUGGCAGACAGUGAAGCCCGCUCAUUUUGGAGUGAAGUUAGGGUCCAAAUCUCUUUUGAGUAUCUUUCGGUUUAUUAUGGUUGGAGUCAACAUUGGCCUCCUUGGGAGUCUCAAUUUUGGGAGGUGGCUUAUUCUAAAGUUCCCCUCAAUUUUCACCCUUGGAUGGUUCAGAAAGAAAGGUCCGAGUGAAGAGGAGGUUGAAAGUGCUACAUUCAAGAUGUGGUUUGUUGGACAAGGUUACAGCAGUGCAAAUCUUGCAUCACAAGAGGCAAAUAGCAAACCAGACACAGAAAUAAUUACAAGAGUCAUGGGGCCUGAGAUUGGAUACCUGACAACGCCAGUAAUCCUUCUGCAGUGCGCCCUUAUUGUACUGAGUCAACGCAAAAACCUACCUAAAGGUGGCGUUUUUCCUCCUGGGAUUGUGUUUGGUCCAACUGAUCUCCAAGAACGGCUCCAGCAGAAUGGGAUAUCCUUUGAUGUUAUCUCAAAAAAUGCUAUAUCUUCUUGAUUCUGUCUCAGCUACGGACUGUUCCAAGAAGGCUUCUGUUAAAAAACGGUAAGAACUGUCAAGGUUUCUCAAUAAAAUAGUCGUAGUUUUAGACUAGUGACAAUCUGUAUCUGCUAACAAGUAACAACUGUUCUCGUGUGAAACCAAAUAAAAUGCUGGAAGCGAUAAAUCUGGUACUGGCUUCUAUAGCCCUGGAUUUCUAUCUUCUAUCAAAUGCUUGCUGUUCUUUGGUUUUUUCAGGAACUUCUUGUUCUU
Molecule: messenger RNA, 1937 nt
Organism: Papaver somniferum (opium poppy)
Lineage: Eukaryota; Viridiplantae; Streptophyta; Magnoliopsida; Ranunculales; Papaveraceae
Product: probable mitochondrial saccharopine dehydrogenase-like oxidoreductase At5g39410
Exons: 2
Coding region: 315-1682 (455 amino acids)
Biological process (GO): glycolipid biosynthetic process
Cellular component (GO): plasma membrane; lipid droplet; mitochondrion
Source: RefSeq, a predicted model, not a curated record